AUGGGACUGUUUGAGCGUAAAAUACGGGAACUGCGUGUUCUGAGCAAACUACAUAAUCGCAAACUUCGUAUCUUAAAGGCGGCACUAUGGGACAACGUGGAGCUGCUGGAAGAUUUGCUACAGGAGGAGGUCCACCUGAUCGAUUGUCUCGAUUCUUGGGGCCGGGCACCGAUCCAUGCGGCGGCGAUUACAGCCGAAUCCCGGUGUCUGCCGAUGCUGAUCAAUGCUGGGGCAAACAUCAAUGCUACUGCUGGUUGCCGGUGUGAUAAUAAGACUGCCCUCCAUUUCAGUGCCGAGCACGGUCAUGUGAGUAAUAUAAGGGUGCUGCUAGACGCGGGUGCCUCGUUUAUUGCGAAGGAUCGCAAUGGGCUGACGGCGCUGGAUCUGGCGGAACGGAGCGGACACGAGGCUUGCGUACAGUUGCUGAAAGAUGCGGCCGAUACUCGCGAACAGAUACGUAGCCAGAAGCAUCGGGCACUGCGAGAAGCUGUCACUGCGUCGGAUGAAGCGGCUGUCCAGCUGCUGUUAGAAAACAUUGGUUCCGAUAGAGAAAUCAUUGUCAAUAUGGCGCCCGGUGGUGCUAAUACACUGCUGUUUAUUGCGGCACAAACCGGCUCGGAACGUAUUGUGCAGCUGCUGCUGGAAGCUGGUGCCGAUGGAAGGGCACACGCAGUCACCAAAUACUCACCCCUUUACACAGCUGUACACAAUGGACAUACAACGGUAGCUUCUAUGUUGUUGGAACGUUUUCCUGAGCUAGUGCAGCACGUAACGGUCGAACGCUGGUUACCGUUCCAUGCGGCCUGCAUCAAUGGACACUGUGCCGUGGUGGAGCUGUUGAUAAAGUAUCCGUACAUUGACGAGCUGCUCAGUACGUUCCGUAGUCCGAAUGGGGAGCUCGAAUGGCGGCUUGCGUUCGAUCCGAAUGCACAGGAUGUGGCCGGCCAGACCGCACUGUACGUUGGAUGUCUGCUGGGGAAUCCGCAACUGGUCGAAACGUUACUUAAAUGGCGGGUAAAAUGUGUGAGGCACGUGGUACCAUCGGUAGCGAGUAAUGGCGGUGGUGGACUACCUGGUGGAUCAAAUUCGAACAAAAUGGAUGACGGUGCGGAUACAGUCGGAAACAGCAACAGUAACCCACUUAGCCCUACCAGUCGAAAAAUAUCGUUUGGCAUUCAGUCCAUCAUGUCGCGGUUAAGUUUAAGUGGACGAACGGAACAAUCCGAGGACGGCGAGGGACAGGACGGUGAGAUGCGCUGCCCGCUCGAUUUGGAUAUCUUGUGUGGUGCAGCACGGGAAACGGCACUACUUGCGGCCGUUCGGGGUGGAUUUCUUGACGUCGUAACAAUACUCCUCGAGAAUGGUGCUGAUCCGAAUGUGAUUGCACGGGCCGUUGAAGACCAAAAUGAUCCCAAAUCAUCAGACGAAAUUUACGGUUUUUCCAAUGUGCCGCUUGCCGAAGCGACACGGCAAAAGUCGCUACCGAUGGUGGAGCUGCUCUUAAAGCAUGGUGCGCGAGACGAUCAAUCGGUAGCGCUCAGUAUCGCGGUACAGAAUGGCGACGAACCGAUCAUUUGCCGGUUGCUGUCGAUCAAGGCACACCCGGAUCCGGACUAUAAGAUCAACAAACGCGCCUUCACCGGGCAGGAACCGUCGGCUGCGGAGUACAGUGCCUCACCGCUUGCAUUUGUAAAGAUGGGCGGUAAUUUUACGUACAGUUCGCUAUUCCCGAGCACUGCUACGAUGAUCAACUGGCACAGCAAUAACUGUCGUCUGGGCGUAAUACGCAUGGCGUGGUUGAGUGAGGCGGUGCUGCAAUGCAAUCGGAAGCUACGGGCACACCCGAAAUGUCACCAACUAGCACUGGCCGCACUAACGCGCAUCGAUAUUUCGCACAACACGCUAACGACCUUACCGGCGGACAUAUUUAACCUCGGAAGCUUACGCUACCUGAACGCGGCACAGAACAAGAUCGAACGGUUACCGGUGCCGGAGGAAGACUCCGAACGGCUGGCGGGUGGCGGACGUACGGAUGGUAAGCGGCGCGGUUCGGGCUUGAAACCGAUUGAGUACCAGUGUCCGGUGCUGGAGGAACUGUAUCUGCAGGAUAAUCGGCUAGAGUGUGUACCGGCGGUACUGUUUCGGAUGCCAAAUCUUGCCAUACUGGACGUGUCCAACAAUAAACUGCAAGAGUUACCGUUCGAGAUGUGGAAAGCGCCGAAGCUGAAGGAGCUGAAUGUGGCAUUCAAUUUUCUCAAGGAUUUACCAUCGUUACCAAUUACGGAUGGAGGUGUUGGUGUCGGUUCCGAUGGAGAACGCGUUGAACUACCGUCGCCGGUCACUAUCGGGGUGGAGAGUGGUGGUAGUGCAGCAUCAGCUGCUCUUUUCCAUCUAUACACCGGAACGAGUGCUUCGUUCGAUGAUGGUACGGAAGCUCUGGCACGGAACCGCCAUGUUAGCAAUCUCGAACUGGUAAGGCAUCAUAUUUGGGCACGUUCGCUUGAGGUAACGGAGCAGGAACUUCGGUUGGCAGAUUCACGGAACGACAGUGCAUUGUCGCAGCUGAGCAGUCUUAAUCUGGCGAACAAUCUGUUCACCAGCAUCCCGCUAGCGUUGCCUUGUUUGGCAGUGAAUCUGACGCGUCUUAAUAUGUCCUACAAUAGUUUACGCUCCAUGGGUCACGUUACGAGCUAUCCGGCAUCACUGAAGCAGCUCGAUUUGGGACAUAACGAGAUUAGCUGUUGGCCCAGCUUGCCAAGGAUAGCGGCGUCCGAUCCGCAUCUGAUGUGCUACAACCCACAAGAAGCCAAAAAACAUCUCUCCGAUGGUAGUGGCGGAGGACCGGGUAGUGGUGGCGGUGGUAGUGGUGGUGGAAGUGUUGGUAAAUCUGGCAGCAGAGGAGGAACGGGAAGUAAUGGCGGACCUGGAGGUGAUACGACACCAUCAUCCAGUACGUCCGUGUCGACAACAUCGUACGGAGGUACGGAGAUGACGACGGUGGUAAAAUCAUCCACCAGCUCGAAUAGCAUCACCUCACUGCGUACGGCAGUCCUCAAGAGUGUGUGCUGUCAUCGGCGACAUCUUCGGCUAGAGUCGUUACGUACGCUCGUCCUAGCUGAUAAUUCUCUGACACGCAUCCAGCUCUCGACGGACGAUGUGACCACAUUGGGUGAGUCGGAAGAUGCCGAAUGGAGCCUCAUCGGGAUGGCAAAAUCGCGACUCAUCUUUCCAAACCUCUCGAUGCUGGACAUUAGCAAUAACUGUCUGAAGGAGAUCCCACCAUCGAUCCACGAGCUAACCAACCUGAGCGUCCUGAACCUGAGUGGCAAUAUGGACAUUACUGAGCUACCGCCACAUAUGGGGCUUUUGUCGCGACUAUGGAACUUGAACACACGUGGCUGCUCGCUCCAGGAUCCGUUACGUUCGAUGAUCGAAAGCAAAAAAUACAAGACGAUGGAUAUCGUCGGGUACCUAAAGUCGGUGUAUGAAGACGCACGGCCAUACGCCCGGAUGAAGCUGAUGGUGGUCGGUGUCCAGGGCAUUGGGAAAACCAGUCUGCUGGAACAGCUCCGUAGUGAGGGUUCUUCGCGUGGGAAGAAACCUGUCGAUCAUUGGGCGAAACGGAUGGGACAUCGGAACAUCAAUCAGAAAACAUCGCGAGGCAUCAACAUGUCCACGGUUGGUGUCGAUAUUGGCGAUUGGGUGUGCGAGAAAAAGGUACGAGGCCAAUCUCAUCACGGUCCGGUUGUGUUUCGCACGUGGGACUUUGGUGGGCAGCGGGAGUACUACGCAACACAUCAGUACUUUCUGUCCAAGCGCAGUCUGUAUCUCGUGCUGUGGCGCAUCAUCGAUGGUCGCCGUGGUUUAGCCGAAGUGCUCCAAUGGCUCGGCAAUAUACAGGCUCGAGCACCGAACUCACCCGUCAUUAUCGUUGGCACGCAUUACGAUGCAGUCGGUGAAACAUUGCCCGCGAAAAAAGCGGAAGAACUGCAGCAGAUCAUUCGUGAUCGGUUCAUUGCGGUGUCGGAUGCGGAAAAGAUUGGUUUACCAAGGGUGCUAGAUUCGAUCGAGGUAAGCUGCCGGACCGGGCAUAACAUUAAGCUGCUGGCAGGGUUAAUCUACGAUACGGCAUUUUCCCUGCGGCCGCCUGGCUGCAAGGAACCGCUACUGUAUCAACGCGUACCGGCCAGCUAUCUGGCGCUGGAGGAUGUGGUCGCAAAUAUUGCGGCCAGUUUGCGUCAGCACGGUGCCGAUCCGGUACUGGAUGCUGACCGGUACCGGCAGACAGUGACACACGAGAUGCAGCUCCGGGGGUUGAAGGGUUUCCGCGAUUGGUCGGAGCUAAAUCAAGCAACAAUGUUCCUGCACGACAACGGUGUCCUGCUGCACUACGACGAUGCGACACUGCGGGAUCUGUACUUUCUCGAUCCGCAGUGGCUAUGCGAUAUGCUGGCGCAUGUUGUGACGGUGCGUGAAAUAAAUCCGUUUGCUCGGACGGGCGUGAUGAAGAUGGAUGACUUGCAGCACGUGUUCAAAAGUUCCUGUCUGGGUAGCAACAAUAAUCGAGGCUACAUUGUGAGUCUGUUGAAUAAAUUUGAAGUUGCCCUGUCUUGGGAUGCCCGUACACUGCUGAUCCCGUCCCUGCUACCAACCGAAGAAGAUAGUGGCUCGGAUCGUAUAGUCACGGUAAAGAUUGCAACCAGGUCCAAAGGCUGGGUAAAUCGGGCCCGUCGCAAUCCACUAGGGAACACUGGCUUUUCGUUACCUUCGUACGAUCACCCACUGCAAACGGUCGUUGGUUCCGGCAGUCUUGAUCAUUCACCAAUACCAACGCCAACUCCAACAGACGCCAACACGGCAACCGUUUGUGACGUCCAGAUGGUGCCUCAUCCCGAUCGUUCGAUCGCCCGACUGCUGCUCAUGUCCUACUUUCCGUCCGGAUUUUGGUCCCGGCUCAUUACGCGCGUGCUUGCCGAUGAUCAGGUGGUGGAAGCGGUGCGUGGACUCUAUCCACUGCCGAAGGAACUGCUGGACCAAUGUUCCGGACUGGAAGAUGCACCCGCUCUUUCCGCCCAUUGGGCCGUCUGGCAGACGGGUCUUUCGUUGCACUUUGGUUCCUCGACGGUGGUGUUUAAGAUGCGUGAAAUUUCGAUCACAUGUCCAACGUCACCGUAUCGUAAUCCGAUGAAUCGCUUUAAGCUAAAACAGGACGGCAUCUGGUGUGAUAUAGAUCUAACCGCUAGCUCAAUAUUGGAGAUUCACUUCCCCUGUAAUGCACUGCGCGUUCAGGUACCGACUGGAGUUGGACAGGAUGACACUCCAACAUCCGAGGACGCACCAAAACUGGUCACGUGCGAAAUCGAACCAAACAUUCAGUGCUUAACGCAGCUACUAGCCCUUACCGUGGACCAUAUCGAUUUGCUGCUGGAGGAUUGGUACCCGACGCUCGGUACGCGCUUUGUCCACACGUCCGAGGGACGGUUUUUGGUGACGCGACUUGUGCCUUGUCCGCGAUGUUUGCGCGAGUGCGAGGAACGACACGCACCGAAUCUGCCCUCACAGGUUAAACCUUGCUCGACGUUAAAUCAGCGUGCGGCGUACGCUGCCAACGGUGUCCAUCGUCAUCGGUUAAGCAUCGGCGAACGGCGCACGUUAGACGGUGUUGGUGGUAGUGGUGGUGGUGGAGGAUCGGCUGCUGGUGUUGAGGCGAGUGGAGGAUUGAAUGAGUUGCCUGGUAUACUACACGAUACGAUGGCUGCUGGUGCUGCUGCUGCUGCUGGACGUAAAUCUCAGGAUUCGCUCGGCUGGUCCGAUUGCGAUUCGGGCGUUGGCCAGGAAACAGCUGACAGCUCAAGUGAAACGUCUAUCGAGGGUUACACACUAGCGAUGGCAGGGGACGGUUCUCCGAGCUAUUCCUGGAUGGUGGAAGAAUGCAUCCUGGCGGCGUACGAUCGGAAAUCGGUCUCAUGUCCCAUCCACGGUGAGAUAGAGCUCAGUCGUAUCACGCCAGAUGUGAACUUUAUGGACCUACCCGACCACUACUUAAUCCGGUCGAGUGACAUCAACCGUGGACCACUGCUCGGUCGUGGUGCGUUUGGUUUCGUGUUUAAGGCAACCUGUAAAGCGACACGUCACUCCAACCACUCCACCAUCUCUACCUCGACUGCUCUGGCCGGUCGUCUAUCGUCGCUGUUGGGCAAUGGUACGAAUGCCAACCAAGCUAGCGGACCAACGAUUAACGUGGCGAUGAAGAUGCUGCAACCGGUUGCACCUGGACCACGGGCACGGCAGAGUGCGAUCAUCGCGUACAAGGGCGCACUCGGCAAAUGGGAACGCGAUCCGCUUCAGCACGCCUGCAAAGCCUACUGUACCGCUCGGCAAGAGUUGGCCGUACUGCUUACACUACGGCACCCUCACAUCGUACCGCUGAUCGGUGUCUGUACGCAACCGUUAGCGCUGGUGCUUGAUCUCGCACCGAAAGGUGCACUGGAUGCGGUCCUACGCCACUUUCGGCGUAGCGGUGCCCGUAUCGGUCCGUACUGCUUCCAGGCGCUCGUACUGCAAGCCGCCAAAGCGAUGGAGUAUCUACACCGUCGGCGUGUAAUUUACCGCGAUCUGAAGGCUGAGAAUAUACUGGUUUGGGAAUUCCCGGAACCUCAUGCCCACGAUCAUCCGACGAACGCCGUACACAUCAAGGUGGCCGAUUAUGGCAUCAGCCGCAUCACGCUACCGUCCGGCUCGAAAGGGUUCGGCGGUACGGAAGGUUUUAUGGCGCCGGAAAUAAUGCGUCACAACGGCGAGGAAGAGUACACGGAAAAGGUGGACUGCUUUUCGUUCGGCAUGUUCCUGUACGAGCUGAUCUCACUGCGCCAACCGUUCGAGGGUCACGAAGCAGUUAAGGAGUGCAUCCUGGAGGGUGGCCGACCAGUGUUAACUCACCGGGAAACUCAUUUCCCCUCGUACUGUCUCGAUCUGAUGGUACUGUGCUGGGAUCAGCAGCCAAAGCUGAGGCCUUCCGCUAGCCAGAUCGUGUCGAUCGCAACGGCACCAGAGUUUACCCAUCUGCUGGAUGUGAUCUCGCUGUCGCAUGGGGGAAGUGUGAUGGAUGGAAUUGCCUGCAUGAUUACCAGUGCGGACGGAGAGGAGACUGGCAUUGUGUCCGGGUACGAGCUGUGGCUACCCUGUUCAAACUCGCGCAUCGACAUACUGGGCGGUUCGGCUAAGGGUUGGCAACAGUACCAUCGUAUCCUGUGCCCACAGGUAAAGGGUGGCCCUGGCAGCUGUGGUGCGGGUCAGAGUUCUGGUGCUGGAUCGGGUGGACCAUCCGGCAGUACCGUUGCGCCCGGUUCGAUGAGUUCCGGCGGAUCCGGUGGUUCAUCGAACUCUUCCCAACCGACUACACCGCAUCUUCUGAAAACGAUCAAACUGACCACGGCCUGUGCUGUGGAGUCGGCCGUAUGGAUUGGUGAUGCCGAGGGUAACAUUUACGCGUUUAAUGCUGCCGACUGUGUGCAUCUGUUUUCGUACGCGUUGGAACCGUCCGCACCGUCCCCGGUGGUGGCUUUGGUGUACCUCAAGAAGUUCCAUCGGGUGGCGGCUGGGUUGGAGAAUGGGCGAUUGUUUCUGCUCGACUCAACACUCAUCCCGAGCACGUACGUGUCAGCCGAGGGAAGUUUCGUACUGUCGGAGCUGGGCUCGGGCGAACGAUUGUGUUCCGUCACUGCUCUAUGGCUUGCGGAGGACGAGUGUGAACUGUGGUGUGGCGAACGGGACGAUGCAAUCAGUGUGUUUUCGUUGCGUAAUUCGCACGUUUCAGGUCAGCACCAUUUAACACACUUCCCGGCCCCAUUACCCGUGCGUGGGUUAAGCGUUGCGCUGCUGUACGCGUCCGGUGAUGACUACGUGUACUCCUACCUGUCUCCCAGCUACAUCCUGUACCAGUGGCGUUCAUCAACCAAACGGGUAGAGAACAAACUCGACUGCUCCAAGCUGGUACCGUGCUCGGAAAGUCUGAAAAGUAUCGCCAUCGACGAGCGGCUUAGUCCUGGCAAAUGCCAGAUCAGCGCCCUAGCAGUGCUCGGCAACGAGCUGUACGUCGGCACAACCUGGGGCUGUAUCAUAGUGGUGGAGCGAAGCAAUCUCAGACCUACUACCGUUUUCCGGCCGUUCGAAGAGGAUGUCCGGUGCAUCAUUCCGGUCGUACCGAUAACGCCCGGUUAUGACGCUUCCGGUCACUGCACCACACCGCUCAUCGUAACGAUCGGCCGCGGUUAUCGUUCGCUGAUUGAGCGCUACACGGAUGUGACGGUUGCGGCCACCGGGACGGCAAGCGCUGGACGCCAUAUUGCCACCACCCCGACCACCCAGGACAAACGGCUGAAGGAGGCACUGUUGCGUGACAGGUCGAACCAUAUGCAUGCGCUGAUUUGGUCCGCAGAACAUUGGGCCCCGAUCUAA
Molecule: messenger RNA, 8457 nt
Organism: Anopheles maculipalpis
Lineage: Eukaryota; Metazoa; Arthropoda; Insecta; Diptera; Culicidae
Gene: Lrrk
Product: leucine-rich repeat serine/threonine-protein kinase 1
Exons: 9
Coding region: 1-8457 (2818 amino acids)
Biological process (GO): protein phosphorylation
Molecular function (GO): protein binding; ATP binding; protein kinase activity
Source: RefSeq, a predicted model, not a curated record